Molecule: messenger RNA, 2010 nt
Organism: Aspergillus heteromorphus CBS 117.55
Lineage: Eukaryota; Fungi; Ascomycota; Eurotiomycetes; Eurotiales; Aspergillaceae
Exons: 4
Coding region: 1-2010 (669 amino acids)
Biological process (GO): regulation of DNA-templated transcription; DNA-templated transcription
Molecular function (GO): zinc ion binding; DNA binding; DNA-binding transcription factor activity, RNA polymerase II-specific
Source: RefSeq, a predicted model, not a curated record
AUGGACUCCACUGGCCUCUCAACCUCAUCCCGCCCAGUCACCACCUCCUGUCGGCCCUGUCGAGCCUCCAAGCGUCGGUGUGACCGGGCCAAGCCCCGGUGCUCGACCUGCCAGAAGGGCGAGAAGCUGUGUGUAUAUGACACUGAGGCCAAACCACGCAAACGAAAAUACUGGGACGAGGAUUACGUUCGCUCUCUGGAGCAUCAGGUCCAGACUCUGCUGGCGCUGCAGGAAAACCGCGGCCAUUCGAUCUCAUCGGCAUCGGAUCCCUCUUCCAUUGUAGACUGUGACGCAUCAGGCGCAUCGGAUGCCGAGAUCAACAUCCCGCAUGUGAAAUCCCCUCGUCGCUCCAAGCCCGCAGAUGACGGAAACAUCGAGGACCGAUCCUCGGUUGCCAUGGAGGAGCUGAGCACCAUGAUGUGGCGGACGAACCUAGGCGACGGGGUGACCAUCGUCAACGAGGAGCAUGGCAAACUGGCCAUUGCCAAUGCAGAAAGGAGACAUCCUGCCCAACCGGACUUCCAGCUGCCACUCGAGAUGGUCCCCUACUGCGCAGACCGUGGCCGUCUCCACCGACUGGCCCGUCUGUUCCUCGAAAACAUCAACGGUGAGCAUCAGUUCACCCCGUAUAGAUCCACCGACUUUCUCGUCGAUUAUCCGAAUCAGCCCCGGGACCAGGUCUUCCUGCACAGUGCGAUGCUCGCCACGGGAGCGACCUUUGAACAGGCACCGGACUCCCUGCUGGUAGGGGACACCUUUGCCGGCCUCUGCGAAAGCCUCGCCUUUACCUGCGUCCGGCAGAAUCCAUCCCUCUCCCUCAUCCGGGGACUCUGUAUUCUCUCCUGGCGCUCUCUGGCCCUUGGACGCGACCAGUUCGGGUGGAUCUUCCUGUCCAUGGCCGCCGGCAUGGCGGUCCACUUGCGUCUCCAUGUGCUUGCCCUGGGGGAGUUCGCAUCGCCCUCGGAUCGAAUGGGCUUACAGGAAGUACAGACCUUCUGGUCAUUCUUCAUGACGGAUCGGACCUCGAUCUCUAUUCUGGGCCGCAAUUGCGUCCUGCCGUGGCGGCGUGUCAACGUUCCCCCCAUCGAGGCGUUUACUGCCGGCAACCAGGGAGAUCUGAUGAGGUUAUCGUUUGCCUGGCAGUGCAAGAUGUGGCAUAUGCACGAUCGCAACAUGGAUCAAAUAUUCUCGCACGCAUUCGAAAAGCUCAGCUUCUCCAGCCAGGUCCAACUGCUCAUCUCGACCCACGAGGAUCUAAAUACAUUCAUCAAGUCCUGUGACGAGCGCCUGCGGAUGAACCGCGGCAUCACGCCCAAGCCCGUGCUCCUUUUCCAUAUGGCAUACCAGAUGGCCAUCCUGGUGACCAUGCCGCCUUUCCUGCAGCUCUUCAUCAGGAUUAAAAACAAGCGGCUCGAUGCCUCCAGUGCCAUGUCUCUCGUUCUGCGGUCGAUCAGCAAUGCGUCCUCGUCGAUGGUCCGCUUGGUCCAUCUAUACCGCCAGCACUAUGGGUUCCGCCAUGCAAACCCGCUGUUGAUCCACCAUCUCCUCAGCGCGGCGAUCGUGAAUCUGAUGAAUACCACGUCGAAGUCGCUCGCCUUGCGACGACACAGUACCCGCUCGGUGCGGAAGUGUCUGACCCUGCUGCAGGAGCUGAGGCUGCUCUGGCCUGUACGAUGUGACAAGAGUAUCGCCGUCAUCACAGCGUUGGCCAAGCGAUGGGGUGUGGAGUAUGCGCUACAGUCCCAAUUCGAGACGCCGCUUGAAGGCGACACUUGCGUUACCCAGCACCCCGAGAGGCAUCUUCCACCCUCUACUAGUGGGCUAUACCCGACGCCCGAUCUCCUCCCCCCCGAAGCCUUUGGCGCGAACGAAACCCUCGGCUACGCGGGCCAACUGAUCCCAGACUGGGACUUCUCCGCCGAUCAACCACUCCUGGGCGUGGCCGACGUCGACAUCUUCAGCUCCCUGCAGGGGUUCGAAAACAUUGAUGAUUUGGGCUGGGCCUUCUGA